Penicillium cataractarum is the source of this 1482-nucleotide messenger RNA. RefSeq names its product flavin-containing monooxygenase. Lineage: Eukaryota; Fungi; Ascomycota; Eurotiomycetes; Eurotiales; Aspergillaceae. The record is from RefSeq and is a predicted model, not a curated record. Bases 1 to 1482 code for a protein of 493 amino acids. The transcript is spliced from 6 exons. Gene Ontology annotation, molecular function: flavin adenine dinucleotide binding; N,N-dimethylaniline monooxygenase activity; NADP binding.
AUGGAUUUAACAGAUAUUGUGCCGAGUGCUUUUAUCCCCAAGCCACUGACGGUAGUCGUGGUUGGUACAGGGGUUUCGGGCAUUCAAUUUGCCCAUGACGUGACAGCUUCCUUGAAGGAUGUUGACCUUCAAAUCUUUGACCGAAAUCCUUGUCUUGGGGGAACAUGGUACCUCAAUAAUUAUCCGGGGUGUACAUGCGACGUACCAUCUCACACAUAUCAGUUCAGCUGGGCACCAAACCCGCUGUGGUCCUCUCUUUACCCUCCAGCCCGUGAAAUACACCAAUAUCUAGAAGAUGUGGUGGAUAAACAUAAUCUUCGACGGUUUAUGACCUUUAACACGGAGUGCGUGUCUGCAAAUUGGGACGAGAAGUCUUCAAAAUGGGAGAUCGUCUUUCGCAAUGUCCAAUCAACCUUUGAACGGACCAUCUGGGCCGACAUCUUUGUCUAUGCCGUCGGUCGUCUCAAUAACUACAAAGUGCCUCGGAUACCAGGGCAGGAUAAAUUUCAAGGAAAGCAAGUUCACACUGCAAACUGGCCCUCCAGAAUGAAUGUCAAAAAAAAGCGAGUAAUAGUUAUUGGAAAUGGCGCUAGUAGCGUUCAAUGUACAGCAGCAUUGCAGCCAGUUGUUUCGAAAGUCAUUAACAUUGCUCGAGGACCAACUUGGAUCGUGCCACAUGUUUUCUCCGAUGAUGGUGCUGUUCAGCGGCACUAUUCCUCUGAACAAAAGAAUGCACUGCAACUUAGCCCUCCAAAGUACUAUGAUUUCAGAAUUGGACUAGAAAAAAAGCUGGCGGCUGGCUUUCCAGGUCUGUGGAAAGGCACUAGAUCACAAGCUCGGUUCACUUCUUUAUCAGAGUCGUUCAUGAAAUCAAAGAUUGCAGAUCAAAAACUCUUGGAUGCUCUUUUACCGGAUUUCGAGGCAGGUUGUCGUCGUUUCACACCAGGUGGUCCUUACUUGGACGCACUGCAACAACCAAACGCCGAGUAUCUGAGAGAUUCGAUCUCCGAGCUAACAAGUGAGGGCCUUAUCACAUCAUCGGGGAGGAACAUUGAAUGUGAUAUUAUUGUCUACGCAACUGGAUUCGAGCCUUAUCAACCCCGAUUUCCAGUCAUUGGCCGGGCAGGACAAUCGCUCUCCAAAGCUUGGGACCGAGAGGGACCAUGCGAAAGCUACAUGGCUGCGAUGGUUGCCGGGUUUCCGAAUUUCUUUGAUAAAAAUGCCAAUGGGAAGAUCAUCGUUCCAUGGCCUGGUACAGUACUUCAUUACUAUGCCGCAACGGAGAUUAUUCGUUGGGAAGACUUCGAUUUGGAGUACGAGAACCCGGCUGAGAAGUAUGCGAGCUUUGGGAACGGGGUCACAGCAGAUGGCUUCGUGCCCGAUCGAUUCCCCUGGGUCAUCCCACCCCUUCAACAAAAACAUCCUAUUUCACUUAGCUCUGGCUCCCCAGAAAAGCCCUUGCUGGUGCAGGGUAGGAUCUAA